GAUGCGCUACCUGCCCCUAAUGUCGGAAUAACGGAAUAACCGGGUACCUAGUUACUUUAACUUAGCUAUACGGCUUAUAUAAUCGGCUCCACAGCAGGUGCCAGACCGCCACCGGCUGAGUCGGUCAGUUGCAGGUGUCUCGUGCUCUGAAGCACAUCGCCCGCCGGCCUGAGUCUCCUCUGCCUACUCACUCGCCAUUCCCCGUCUUCCAUCAUCACAGCACAGUCGGCGGUAUCAGUUCAUGCGCUGCUACUCCAACCGCUCUCAUACCCUCCCUAUCCGUCCAUCUCGCGCGAUCUAGGGCCAUUUGACGCGUUAGCCGCCACCGGAACCGACAGGAAUCCUCCCGUCCUGCCUUCGCAGCAGCAGCAGCAGCAGCAGCAGCAGCACCGAUCGGUCGAUCGCAUCCCUUCCGUUCCCCUACUCUUCUUCCCGGUUCAUGUCGUAAAAGGGGUUUCCCUGCGCAAUAAUGGCGCCGCCCGUCGAAAUCACCAUCCCGACGACAUUGCAGCACGUACCCGCCGACAAUUCGAAACCGUACACCAUCUACAACAUCACCCUACGCUUACCUUUACGCACCUUCGUCGUCCAGAAGCGCUACUCCGACUUUGACACCCUGCACCAGACCCUCGCCUCCCUCGUCGGCUCCCCACCACCCGUCUCCUUGCCGGCCAAGACCUGGUUCAAGUCGACCGUCACGUCGCCCGAGCUCACCGAAGACCGCCGCCGCGCUCUUGAAUCCUACCUCCGCGCCAUCGCCGAGUCCCCCGACCGACGAUGGCGCGACACGCCGGCCUGGCGCACCUUUCUUAAUCUGCCGAGCGCUGGCAGCGCUGGCAACAGCGCGGCAAGCGUGCGAAACGGUGCACGCAGCUACGGGAUUCCGCCAAACCGGGACGCCGCCAAUGCCGCGGCAGCCCAGGACCCCGGCACCUGGCUUGACCUGCACGGGGAGAUGAAGCGCGACUUCCAGGAGGCCCGGCGUUGCCUCGCGCGGCGCGACGGCGCCCCCGACAGCUCGACCGCACUCGAGGCCGGCGCCGCCGCCAAGAAGGCGCUUGUACGCGCCGGUUCCUUGCUCACCUUCCUCGGCGACGGCCUGCGCACCAUGCAGGACGCCCGCCGUCUCGGUGAUGGCGAGAUCCGUCGCCGCAAGGACCUGCUCGCAGCCGCGCGCGUCGACCGCGAAGACCUCGAGAAGCUCAGCACAACGGUGUCAGCCGCGGGGCGGGCGUCGCAGCGCGCGACACCGUCGGCGGCGGAUAAGGCGGCGUUGAUCGGAAACGGCGCCCGGACACGCGGCGGGCGGGUGCUAGGCGCGCCACUGCCGGAGACGGAGCGGACCCGCGAGCUCGACAACCAGGGCGUGGUGCAGCUGCAACGGCAGAUGAUGAAGGAGCAGGACGCUGACGUCGACGAGCUGACCCGGCUCGUCCGGCGGCAGCGCCAGAUGGCGGAGGCGAUCCACCGCGAAGUCGAGGAGCAGACCGAGAUGCUCGACCACGUCAACGCGCAGGCCGACGUUCUCAGCGGCAAGGUUGGCGUGGCCAGGAACCGCACCAAGAAGCUGUCGUGACUCGACCUCACCGCCGGCCUCGUGGUCAACGCCCUGCUGCUCUCGGUCGGCCUCGCUCUCCGCGCCGUCUGGCUCGUCGAGGGCUUGUUCA
This is a messenger RNA of Durotheca rogersii, 1667 nucleotides long. Its product is annotated as Phox-like protein. Lineage: Eukaryota; Fungi; Ascomycota; Sordariomycetes; Xylariales; Xylariaceae. Bases 470 to 1576 code for a protein of 368 amino acids. The record is from RefSeq and is a predicted model, not a curated record. The transcript has a single exon. Gene Ontology annotation, molecular function: SNARE binding; SNAP receptor activity; phosphatidylinositol binding. Gene Ontology annotation, cellular component: SNARE complex; endomembrane system. Gene Ontology annotation, biological process: Golgi to vacuole transport; intracellular protein transport; vesicle fusion.